Messenger RNA from Leishmania braziliensis MHOM/BR/75/M2904, 1704 nucleotides. Its product is annotated as putative DNA primase large subunit. Lineage: Eukaryota; Euglenozoa; Kinetoplastea; Trypanosomatida; Trypanosomatidae. Gene Ontology annotation, cellular component: alpha DNA polymerase:primase complex. The transcript has a single exon. Gene Ontology annotation, biological process: DNA replication, synthesis of primer. The coding region runs from base 1 to 1704 and encodes 567 amino acids. The record is from RefSeq and is a predicted model, not a curated record.
AUGCAAGCCAUCACCGCAUCCACGCUGCCCCAGCAGUACAGCGCUGGGGCCGGGGAGAAAAAGGCGCUCGUGGCCAUGACAUCCGCGGACUGGAUGACCAUGUACGAACAGAAGCCGCAUGGAAACAGUACCCUCUUCGAGCUGGAGGCAAUGGUGGCCAAGCGGAUGGAGCUUCUCGCAUGGAUAGACCAGCGGAUGAACUCGCCGCAGGCAAAGAGCUUCGAAUCGGUGCUCGAUACGAUCAUCGCGCGCCUGCCAGAAGAGCGGCGCUCAAGCACGGCAACAGAUGCGUCGCGGGGUAAGAUGGUUUCGCUAGGCUACGACGAGACAGCCUCCGGCAGUGGCUCAGGUAGGCGCUCCUCCUCACGUGGAUCCACUGGAGGCGCCGCUGGCUCCAGCCAAGCUGCGAGCAUUGUGUUCGCGCCGGAGGAGGACGUCACAUCGCACCUGCUUUGCCGAUUCGCCUUCUGCAUGAGUGAGCGGUGGCGAGACUGGCUAGUACGGACGGAGCGGGUGCUGCUGAUGGCCCGCAUCAAGAUGGAGGUGGCGAAGAACCCCUUAACGUUUUUAGUUGACCUGAUGAAACACAACGGGCUUCCAUGCGCGCCGCUGUCGGAUGUGCAGCUAGCGGACCCGCUGCUGCAGGAAUACCUCGAGUACCGCCGCGUAAAGGCAGACAGUGCACGCGAGUCGGAGGGGCGGGCAGAGAACUACUAUGCCGUCCCUCUCUCCCUGGCAACACGCCUAAUCAAGAAGCGCCACGUGCUGUGCCGCGCUGGUCAAGCUAUCCUCUUCCGAGACCAGGUGCAAGAGGUGUUCCUGGCGGUCUUCUGUGCCCGCCUAAAUCGCGGCCUGCACAGUGCCUACCUUGCUCGUGUCAAGCAGCAGGCGCUUGAGGAAGAGACCGCCAAGUCCACGGUUAUGGCGAUGCUCGACGCCUUCCUGCAGCAGUUCGUCUCCGACCCAGUGGACAGCCUGCAGGAGGGCGUCGCUGGAACUGUGAGAGCCGGAGAUGUGCAGCAGCUGGCGCAGACACACUUUCCGCCUUGCAUGCGUGCAGUUGACUCACACUUGCGCCGCGAGGGGCACCUGAAGCACCACGGCCGCUUCACGUAUGGACUGUUUCUCAAAGCCAUCGGUCUUUCUCUCGAGGACUCGCUGGAACUGUUCGCCACACUCAUGAAGGUCAAGGGCGGCGGCUCUGUCGAGGCCUUCUCGAAGACGGCGUACGGGUACAAUGUGCGACACAACUACGGCAUGGAGGGCAAGAAGACGAGCUACAGCUCCGCCUCCUGCGCGACGAUCCUCGGCCUGCCACCAGUGGUGGACCAACACGACUGUCACGGCUGCCCAUUUCGGUUCCGCGACGAGGGUGCCCUGCGGACGAUGCUGGGGAAGGAAACCCCAAAUCCGAAGGGGCGCACCUACCCGAGCGUGCGGCCCGCCCCAGGAGACAUCGAAGAUAUCGUCUCCGACUGCAAGUCCCAGCACUACACACGCGCCUGCUACAAGUACUUCAUGGCCAUCCACCCCGACGCCCGCCGUGACACGCUCUUCCGGUCGCCAUACGAGUACUUCAGUGUGAGCCUUGAGUUCGAGACGCCGAGCGACGGCACGGAGUCAGCGAGGUCUUCUGCAGGCCCCGGCAAGCGGACGUCCAUGGGGCUUUACGAGGACGCCGUACGCCCUCGUACGUCUCCAUAG